Messenger RNA from Podarcis raffonei (Aeolian wall lizard), 4017 nucleotides. RefSeq names its product vascular endothelial zinc finger 1 (gene VEZF1). The record is from RefSeq and is a predicted model, not a curated record. Gene Ontology annotation, cellular component: nucleus. The coding region runs from base 276 to 1982 and encodes 568 amino acids. Lineage: Eukaryota; Metazoa; Chordata; Lepidosauria; Squamata; Lacertidae. The transcript is spliced from 9 exons.
GGAGAGAGAGAGGAGAGAGAGAGAGGGGAAAAAAAGAGAGGGAGAGGGAGGCGAGCAGGCAGGAAGAGCGAGCGGGCGCUGUGAGGAGCCGCAAAAAGACCAGGCCGCCGGGCCUGAGGAGAGAGAGCGAGAGGGAGGCACCAUUUAUAUAUAUAUCUAUAUCUUAUAACUCUCAUCUAUCUAUAUACAGAAGGCACUAUUUUUUAUUUUUUUAAAAAACAUAUAUAUAUAUAUAACCUUCCGUAUUCCCGGCUGCCGCCGCCGCUUCCAAAGCCAUGGAAGCCAAUUGGACCGCGUUCCUCUUUCAGGCACACGAAGCAUCACAUCACCAACAGCAGGCAGCACAGAACAGUUUGCUGCCACUCCUGAGCUCUGCUGUUGAGCCCCCCGACCAGAAACCAAUUUUACCAUUACCAAUAACACAGAAACCUCAGCCCCCACCGGAAACGCUAAAAGAUACCAUAGUCGGGAUUAAAAAGGAGAAACCGAAAACCUCCUUUGUGUGCACAUACUGCAGCAAGGCCUUCAGGGACAGCUACCAUUUGAGGCGCCAUGAAUCCUGCCACACAGGGAUAAAGUUAGUGUCACGGCCAAAGAAAGCUCCUGCAACGAUGGUGCCCCUAAUCUCGACCAUCGCAGGUGACAACAACCGGUCAACGCUGGUUUCGACCAUCGCAGGUAUCCUCUCAACUGUCACUACGUCUUCCUCCGCCACCAACCCAAGCAGCAGUGCUGGUGCCACGGCCAUGCCGGUAACGCAGACGGCGAAGAAGCCCAGUAAGCCUGUCAAAAAGAACCACGCCUGUGAGAUGUGUGGCAAGGCCUUCCGUGAUGUCUACCACCUCAACAGGCACAAGCUGUCCCACUCAGAUGAGAAGCCUUUUGAGUGCCCAAUUUGCAAUCAGCGUUUCAAAAGGAAGGACCGCAUGACCUAUCACGUGAGGUCUCAUGAGGGUGGCAUCACCAAACCCUACACCUGUGGUGUUUGUGGAAAAGGCUUUUCGAGGUACCAUGUAGAAAAUCCCAGGCCUGAUCACUUAAGUUGUCAUGUUAAACACGUUCAUUCCACAGAGAGGCCCUUCAAAUGCCAAACUUGCACGGCUGCCUUUGCCACCAAAGACAGGCUGCGGACACACAUGGUGCGCCAUGAAGGAAAGGUGUCAUGUAACAUCUGUGGUAAACUUCUGAGCGCAGCGUAUAUUACCAGCCACUUAAAGACUCAUGGGCAAAGCCAAAGUAUCAACUGUAAUACCUGUAAACAAGGCAUCAAUAAAAAAUUUGGGUUUUUCAAGCAAGAAAAUCUGCACCUCCCUGCUUCAUGCAUGAACGAAGAGAGUAACAACCAGAAGCAGCAGCAACAGCAGCAGCAGCAGCAACAGCAGCAGCCACAACAGCAUGUCACUAACUGGCCUGGAAAACAGGUAGAGACCCUGAGAUUAUGGGAAGAAGCUGUUAAAGCAAGGAAGAAAGAAAGUCAACAGACACUGAGGCCAACUUCAGUCAAGCAAGAAUGUCAGUACAACUUUGAGAAGGCUAUAGAGUACGUACCAUUCGAAGCUGCUAACCUGUGCCAAACGUCCACUGCUGCCACUACGCCUGUGACUCUUUCUACUCCCUUCAAUAUAACUUCCUCAGUGGCAUCUGGGACCAUCACCAACCCAGUCACAGUGGCUGCUGCAAUGAACAUGAGAAGCCCAGUCAAUGUAUCAAGCGCAGUUAACAUCUCCAGCCCGAUGAGCCUAGGCCACCCUGUCACCAUUACCAGUCCGUUGUCUAUGACCUCUCCGUUAACACUCACCACACCUGUUAAUUUACCAACUUCAGUAACUGCUCCAGUGAACAUAGCACAUCCGGUCACUAUAACCUCACCCAUGAACCUCCCGACGCCAAUGACAUUAGCUGGUCCAUUAAAUAUAGCAAUGAGGCCAGUGGAGAGCAUGCCUUUCCUUCCCCAGGCAUUGCCAACCUCUCCUCCAUGGUAAAAACAAGCAAACAAAAACUCACAGCAGUAUUAAAAAGAGGAAUGAAAAGCAAGUCCUUACCAGCAAUUAUAUUUUUGUUUCGUUUGUUUUUGUUUCGUUUUAGUUAACAGUGGUAAUGAAACCAGGCUAAUUCAGCUGGGGCAAAAAUAAUAAUAAUAAUCAUGCACAGUUUUUAAAAAUGGAAAACUAUUAUAGUGUCUCUGUUUAGUUAGCUGGCUGUUGAUCUAUAUUACUGGACCACAUUUGUUUCCUUCAAGCUGGCAGUGAUGUUGGAAGAGGAACAGAUCGGAGUUGAAUCCACUCAUUUUUUAAAAAAAUAAAUAAAUCAGCAUUGCUGAUAGCCCUGGAAAUUGCGAAUGAAGAAACAGUUUUAAUCUAAUGAAGAAACGGUUUUAACCUGAACACUAGAAGGCUUAAGAAAGGCCCUCCAUAUUAUCAUAGGAUGGAGAUGGAUCACUUGCCAGCUCUGUGUCCCUCUGAUUCAGAACGUAGUGUUUGUAGUGUUGUUUUUUUAAGUAAAUGCAUUACAUGGUCCUUUUUUUGUUUUGUUUAAGAAAAUGCAUUUUGAGUAAUUAUGCAUUUUACCUUUUGGGAAUAUGAUAAUUUCAGGCCGAAUUCCCUAUGGGAAAAGUGAUACCAGCUCUGAUAUGCAAAGCAUAUGGUAACUUAUCAUUCUACCUGCAACAUAUACAUAACUAGGGAUUGUGACCUGAUAUUUGGAGAUGUAAAUACUACGAGACAUAUUACCCUAAGGGAAUAUAACAUCAUAUUCAACAUUAAAAAGGAGAAAAAAAACUGUUCAAUGUUUGGCAAGGAACAGCUGUGGCUGGUGGAAGAGGAUUUGAAACCUACACAAGCAUGGUCUCUGCUCAAAACCCAGUUGGGACUCUUUCGGAAGAGCAAAUAAUGGGCUUUGGAACACAGAAAAACAAUGCUUUAAGCUAGAAGACUGUGGAGAUGCUGGGGUAUGAUGUAUGUAUGCCCCCCAUUCUCCCAAUCAGAACCUGCUGACUGUUGACAAAGGAGAGCAGGUGUUGUUCACUAGAAGUUUUUUGUCUUAUAUUAUAAAAUGAUAUACAGUUUUUAUUCUAACCACUAACUAGUUAGGAUGCCCCUUCAGGACAAGCCAAGUGUGCAUCUUAUUGUUUUGUGUUCUUUUCUUUUUUUAAAGCCCCUUUCUUCCCUUCUCCUUAAUCAAGUGUUGUGCAGAUCUCUUCAACUUUGUAAAUAUUUGCAGGAGAAACCCCCCCCAAAUCAUUUUUACUUUUAGUUAAUUGUGUUAACCCAUAGUUAUCAAUUUGUGGGGGGUUUCCCAGUAACUAUCUGACCUAUCCAGUGAAGGAGAAAUGCCCCUUUCCCCCACCCGAUGGUCUCAUUUUUUUAAAAAAAAAAUACAGCUACACAUUUUUUUCAACUUUUUUAAUCUGUACUUAAAAAGUAGGAUGGAAAAUCUAGGGAAGAGGUUACUUUUUUAGGCUAUCAUGUCACAAACAUUUUUUAAUCUUCAUUAAGACCUGUCCUAUAAACAAGAUGACGUGAGAAAUAAUUGGAGCAGCAGCCAGGUGGCUAUUGAUUGGAACCAGGGGCCUCACGACAAAGUGGCUAUUAAUACUUUGAUUUUAAUAGGAUGCAGGCAAGCCUGUGAGGGUCAAGCCCACUGGUGUGGUUUUUUUGUGUUAAUACCCAUCGUGUCGGUGUAAAAGCAACAUAUUCCGUACUUUUGAGGCAUACGUCUGGGGUCAGGAGACGGAUGCCCAGUAUGUGAAAACAAUUCUAGGGGCUUGGACUACAUAGUAAAAAAAAGGGGGGGAAUAAUAGAACUUAGUGUAAAAUAAUUUUAUAAAUGAUCUUUUGUACCUUAGGACAUCAAAUUGUACAACUUUUGUAUAUAUAAAAGCUUAGGAACUUCCUGUGUAGCAGAAAGAGAACACAUUCCUACACUUUUAAUGUAUAUGUUUGUUAUAAUGUCAUGUAAACAUAUGCCCCAUGUUUGUGCCUUUUAAUUAGUUUGUCUCAAUAAACAGAAAUGUAGAGA